AUGUUCAAAACUAGAUUUUCCAAAACGGCUCUGGCACUUACAUCCGUAUCCCUGUCAGGACUUGCACUAGCUGCCUAUGUUAACUCGCGAGAGGUCACGCAGCUGAAACAGCAUUCAGUCAGCAAAAGCGAUGACACCAAGGAACUGAGAACGUCCAGGGUACCUCCGCCUACUCGUGAGGAACUUUUGACUAGACUCGGAACUCCAUACAAGUCCAAGGGUGAUGAUUUGGAACUUGCUGAUGCCACCAGUGCGUACGAUCUGAUCGUCGUUGGAGGUGGAGCCACCGGGACGGGAACAGCCUUGGAUGCCACCACUAGAGGAUUAAAGGUGUUGUUGCUAGAAAAGACCGAUUUUGCAAGCGGAACCUCAUCCAAAUCCACCAAGAUGGCCCAUGGAGGUGUCAGAUAUCUCGAAAAGGCUAUUUUCCAGGUUUCAAAAGCACAGUUGGAUUUGGUGGUUGAGGCUUUAAAUGAACGUGCUUCCAUUCUCAACAAUGCUCCACACCUUUCUCAGAUUCUGCCCAUUCUCAUCCCCGUGUACAAGUAUUGGCAGUUGCCAUAUUUUUUUGCAGGAUGCCUGUUGUAUGAUCUUUUUGCGGGAUCUCAGGCCUUGAGAUACUCGUAUGUAUUGAGUGCUCGUUCCACGUUGAUCAAGCACCCACAGCUGGACCCACAGGGUUUGGUUGGUGGACUGGUUUAUCACGACGGAUUGUUCAAUGAUGCUCGUCUGAACUCCACGCUUGCUUUGACUGCUCUGGAAAAUGGUGCGACUAUUCUCAACUAUAUGGACGUGACCCAGCUUUUAAAGGUUUCUGGAAAGGUCAAGGGUGUCAAGGUUACCGAUAGAGAAACCGGUAACCAAUAUCUCGUCUCCGCAGAUGCGGUGAUCAAUGCCACUGGUCCUCUUUCAGACAAGCUUCUUGAAAUGUCUCAGGAUCCACAGGGAUUGCCUCUUAAAGAGCCCGCAAAGCCAAGAAUGGUAGUUCCUUCUGGUGGUGUUCAUGUGGUUCUUCCAGAUUGGUACUGUUCGAAGGAUAUGGGCCUUUUGGAUCCAUCCACUCCUGAUGGACGUGUGAUGUUCUUCCUUCCAUGGCAGGGAAAGGUCAUUGCCGGUACCACCGACACUCCUUUUGACAAAGUGCCUGAAACGCCGGUUCCCAGUGAGGUGGAGAUCCAAGACAUUCUGGAUGAGUUGAGGCGUUACGUCUCAUUUCCAGUAAAACGUGAGGAUGUUUUGAGUGCUUGGUGUGGUGUCAGGCCAUUGGUGAGGGAUCCUUCACAUAUCGACCCUAAUGGUGAGACUAAAUCGACUCAGGGAUUGGUGAGAUCGCACCUGGUGUAUGUUUCUCCUUCUGAUCUGAUUACCAUCUCUGGUGGGAAAUGGACCACAUACCGUGAAAUGGCCGAAGACGUCGUUAACAAAACCAUCGAGCUUGUUCCAGAACUGCAAUCCAAGGUGAAGAACGGAUGUGUUACCAAACACUUGAAGUUGGUGGGUGCGAAUGGUUUCGACCAUACUUUGGUGGCUCGUCUCAGUCAACAUUACCACGUUCCAGACCUGCUAUCCAACCAUUUGGCCAAUAACUACGGUGACAGAGCGCCUCUUAUUUUGGAACUGUACAAGAAGGAUAAGGAAAACCGUCUCCCCAUCAGUUUGGUUGGAAAACACGAGCCUGGUUCCUACGAGGACUUUGACCAUCCCUUCACAGUUGCUGAAUUGAAGUACUCCAUUGUGUACGAAUACGCUCGUCAUCCGAUCGACUUUCUUGCCAGAAGGUGUAGAUUGGCGUUUUUGGACUCAAAUACGGCAUUGGAAUCAGUUGAUGGAGUUGUCAGUAUCAUGGCGAAGGAGUUGAACUGGUCCAAGGAACGGGCAGAGGCCUAUAGUAUCCAGACAAAGGAGUACAUCAAGCACAUGGGUCUGGUGCCUAAUGAGACCAGCUUCUGGAGUAUGCCAGCAUAG
Messenger RNA from Kuraishia capsulata CBS 1993, 1965 nucleotides. RefSeq lists its product as uncharacterized. Bases 1 to 1965 code for a protein of 654 amino acids. Gene Ontology annotation, biological process: glycerol-3-phosphate metabolic process. Lineage: Eukaryota; Fungi; Ascomycota; Pichiomycetes; Pichiales; Pichiaceae. Gene Ontology annotation, molecular function: glycerol-3-phosphate dehydrogenase (quinone) activity. The record is from RefSeq and is a predicted model, not a curated record. Gene Ontology annotation, cellular component: glycerol-3-phosphate dehydrogenase (FAD) complex; mitochondrion. The transcript has a single exon.